CCGUUGCAUGUGUAUGUGUGUGUAUUUUUUUAGAGUUGUUUCUAAGAUGGCGACGAAAAAAACGCGUCUUAUGUGAAUGCAAAUGCUGCAAUCAUAACAACUUUAAUUUUAUGCCAAUAAAUGUGCGCUAAUUUGACACAAAGCUAUUGAAAAACAGUGCUGAACAAGUGCAGAAUAUUUUACAUGUGAAAUUUGGUGCGAAAGUUUUGUGAAAAUGGCCACAAAUAUGUAUCGAGUCGGAGACUACGUGUACGUGGAGACAGCGCCGAAUAGUCCCUUCCUGAUACGUCGCAUCGAGGAGUUGAAUAAAAACCAAACAGGCAAUGUGGAAGCAAAGGUCAUGUGUUUCUACCGGCGUCGUGAUCUGCCCAACCCGCUCGUACAGCUGGCGGAUAAGCACCAACUGGCAACCGCUGAGGAUUCACCGCUGGCAACUAAACUGAAGAAAACCUGGCUUCGAACACCCGUGGGAGAGGAGCAGGCGGCGCAAGCUGUGCUCGAUCCUUCAAUAGCUGCACUCGAAGAGGAACGCUCCAGCCCAACGCAAGCAUCAGCCGGCGCCACUACAGGCAAUUCCAGCACCAAUAACACUAACAAUAAUAGCGUAGCAAGCGGCGGUGCUGCUGGUGGCGAUGGGGAAAAGAGCGAAGCGCUAACCAGCAAACAGCGAUACCAGAUCAAGCAUCGAGAAUUAUUUUUAUCGCGACAAGUUGAGACGAUACCCGCCACACAGAUCCGAGGAAAGUGCUCCGUCACGCUACUCAACGAGACGGAGUCAUUACAAAGUUAUCUCAAUAAAGACGAUACAUUCUUUUAUUGUUUGGUCUUCGAUCCGAAUCAAAAAACAUUGCUCGCUGACAAGGGUGAGAUACGUGUCGGCAGUCGCUAUCAGUGUGAUAUACCCGCCAAGCUAAAAGACACCGCCACAGAUGAACGCAAGCUUGAGGAGCUCGAAUCAUUGGUGUGGACGCCAGAGCACAGUUUGACCGAUCGUAAGAUCGAUCAGUUUCUCGUUGUCUCACGUUCCAUCGGCACCUUUGCCCGCGCCCUUGACUGCAGCAGUUCGGUGAAGCAACCUUCGUUGCACAUGUCUGCAGCAGCCGCCAGUCGAGACAUAACCCUGUUUCACGCUAUGGACAUUCUGCACAAGCACGAAUAUUCUAUUGAGGAGGCCAUGUCUUCACUAGUUCCUUCCACUGGGCCAGUACUCUGUCGCGAUGAAAUCGAAGAUUGGAGCGCAUCAGAAGCAAAUCUCUUUGAGGAAGCGCUCGAUAAAUAUGGCAAGGACUUCAAUGACAUACGACAAGAUUUCCUGCCAUGGAAAACGCUAAAACAGAUCAUUGAAUACUACUAUAUGUGGAAGACCACCGAUCGAUAUGUGCAGCAGAAACGCGUCAAGGCUGUCGAGGCGGAACUCAAGCUCAAACAGGUUUACAUACCCCAAUAUAAUAAUAAUGGUAAAGGCAAUGGUGCCAACGUGAAGGCGGGAAGUGGCGGUGGCCAAGGUGGUAUCUAUAAUGGCACUACCAAUGGUGGCGCAGACUUGUCCAACAAUGGCAAACCGUGUGAAUCAUGCGGGACAACAAAAUCAUCACAGUGGAACUCCUUUAGCAAUGGCCACUUGGCGUGUCGUCUUUGCCAAACAUGUUGGGACUAUUGGCGAAAGUAUGGCAGUAUGAAAUCGGCACACAAAGGCGAUGCCAACGAUGGGGAGGCUAAGAAAAAAACAGCUAUCACUGCAACACCAGCAGCAGCGUUAGCAUCGACAGGCGCCACAACCGUGGUAGAUCUUAACGAUGAUGAAAAAGUCAGUGAUCUAAGUAAUCGUCAAUUGCACAGAUGUUCUAUUGUGAACUGUGGCAAGGAGUUUAAGCUAAAGACGCACCUGGCACGUCAUUAUGCGCAAGCGCACGGCAUUGCCAUUAGCUCCGGCUCGCCACGACCAAUAAUGAAGACGCGCACUGCCUUCUACUUGCACACAAAUCCAAUGACGCGUGUAGCUCGCAUUGUUUGUCGAAGCAUUGUUAAACCGAAGAAGGCGGCGCGACAAAGUGCAUAUGCAAUCAAUGCGCUGUUGGUCAAGCAGGAAUUUACGAAUCGUAUUAGUGGCAAAUCGCAAGCGGAAAUCAAAAAGAUGCUUUUGCUCAAGCCCAAGGAUCGUGGCAGCGUCACAAAAAUUGCAAAUCGUUUGGGUGCACCUGGCAGUGGUCCUCACGAAUGGUUGGUGCUAACACCCAAGGAUAAAAUGCCGCAGCCCGUUGUUGUUUCAUUCCCAAAGCCGCCCAAAGCUCCAGACGGCAGCUUAGUCUACGAACGAGUACCCAACAAAACACCAGAUGUUGUCGCAGUGCCUGUUGCGCCUGACAACAAAGAACUAUCCAUAAUUCCAGCGCAAGCAACGUCUACGAUACGCAAGCGUGCCCACGAGGAACAACAACUUAAUGGUACCGAAGUAACCAUUGUGCCCAGCGGACCACCUGCCAAACGGCCAAACAAGGAUCCAAUGCCCUCGCACUGCCCCAGUCCGGAACAAUUUGCUGCAAUGAUGGCGGCAUCAGGACAGCCGCUCUCGAGACAUCACCUUAACGGAAAACAAAAGAUCGCGCAAAUGGCACGCGGUGGCAACGGACGCAAGCAGGUCAUUAGUUGGAUGGAUGCACCGGACGAUGUUUACUUUAGAGCCACAGAUGUACACAAAAAAACACGAAAAAUACUCUCAGCUGUGGACCUGCGUCGUGCAGCGCGCAAACCAUGGCGCUCACUGCCCAUCAAGUCAAUGGCCCCAGAGCCGAGCAGCAAACCUAUUGAAUCACAAAUCGUUAUACUGGACUGACCGUCGACGGCCGAAACAUCAGCGAAAAUAAGCGCAGCAGCAGCGGCAAAGUUGCUGUCAUAUUCAGCCAACAGAUUCGAACAGCAUCAGCAGCAUCCGCCAUUUCCAUAUACAAUGGAUGCAUUGCUAAACUAGUGACCCAGAUUCUGUCUUUUAGUGGCUUGCCAUGUACAUACAAA
Messenger RNA from Drosophila albomicans, 3012 nucleotides. RefSeq names its product metastasis-associated protein MTA3 (gene MTA1-like). The coding region runs from base 215 to 2833 and encodes 872 amino acids. The record is from RefSeq and is a predicted model, not a curated record. Lineage: Eukaryota; Metazoa; Arthropoda; Insecta; Diptera; Drosophilidae. Gene Ontology annotation, molecular function: transcription coactivator activity; chromatin binding; sequence-specific DNA binding. Gene Ontology annotation, biological process: negative regulation of transcription by RNA polymerase II. Gene Ontology annotation, cellular component: NuRD complex; nucleoplasm. The transcript is spliced from 13 exons.